CUAGCCAACAAUUGCAUUCCUGAUCAUCUUGCUGAUGCUACCCACUUAGAGAAAAAUGCAAGUCUAUCAUCGAGCUGGAUAGAUGCCACAUUAUUAUUCUUACUGGAUGGCUUUCAGAAAUGGGAUGCUGUUCAUUAUACCCAUAUUGCUGCUCAUGGCUAUAACCAUCCUCGUCUGUUAGCUUUUCAACCUCUCUUACCAUGGCUAUUGCGCCAGUUCGAUUUAUGGGCAAUAUCCCCUAUUUUAGGAAAUUUAGUCCAUACCUAUACCAGGAUUUUAUUGAUAGGAACGACAUUUAAUAUCUCAGCUUUUGCUAUAUCUGCCAUUCUCCUAUACAAGUUAAGUUAUAAAGUAUUGCAAAAUCAAAUUCUAGCGAUCGUAAGUGUCACCAUGUACUGCAUUAACCCUGCCAGUAUUUUCAUGUCAUCUCUUUAUACGGAGUCGUUGUAUGCUUGCUGUAGUUUCGGGGGAAUGCUAUGUUGGCAAUAUCCAACGAAUUUAACUGGCUAUUUACUCGGUACAUUGGCUUUUACACUUGCUGUAGCUGUACGUUCCAAUGGAAUGGUCCUCAUUGGAUUUGUUGGAUAUACAUUACUACUUUAUCGACUAAAAACAGCCAGUAGUGGCAGACUAUUCUUGUUUGAAAUUAUCUACUACGCUUGUCAAACGAUAGUAUUAUUACUUCCUUUCGCUAUCGCUAUAUUAUCGCCGUUUUACAUGUUUCAAUCUUACGGUAUGAGAAAAUUCUGCAAUAGUAGUCAUCAAGUUGAGCCAUUGCCUUGGUGUAAUAAAGAUUUGUCGAUACCUUAUUGGGAAGUGCAGAGGAAAUAUUGGAAUGUCGGUUUCCUUCGUUAUUAUCAGCUCAAACAAAUACCUAAUUUUAUUUUAGCAGCCCCAAUGGUAACGUUAUGUAUAUUUGCUAUUCGAAAAUAUCUCCAUUGUUGGAAUUCCUUAUAUGCAUCCUUUCUCGCUUCUAGCCAGUUGCCAAUUACCUUCGGUAAUCCUGCCAUGUUUGUCUACAUAAUCCAUGUACUAUUUUUAACGAUUUUUGGCCUUACUAGUAUGCACGUACAGGUAAUUACAAGGCUGAUUGCAUCAUCAUCGCCUGUGAUAUAUUGGUUUACUGCAUAUAGUAUUAUUCAAGGAAUUAAACAUCGAUCGAAAGAUCCUUCAGGAAGACUUGCAGUAAUUUAUUUUCUUACAUAUUCCAUCAUCGGGACAGUAGUACACAGUAAUUUCUAUCCUUGGACGUGA
Trichoplax adhaerens is the source of this 1254-nucleotide messenger RNA. RefSeq lists its product as uncharacterized. Gene Ontology annotation, cellular component: endoplasmic reticulum membrane; mannosyltransferase complex. Gene Ontology annotation, molecular function: alpha-1,6-mannosyltransferase activity; GPI mannosyltransferase activity. The annotation marks the transcript as partial. NCBI's taxonomy places the organism in Eukaryota, Metazoa, Placozoa, Uniplacotomia, Trichoplacea, Trichoplacidae. The record is from RefSeq and is a predicted model, not a curated record. Gene Ontology annotation, biological process: GPI anchor biosynthetic process. The transcript has 4 exons.